Sander lucioperca (pikeperch) is the source of this 2766-nucleotide messenger RNA. RefSeq names its product T-cell differentiation antigen CD6-like. The coding region runs from base 99 to 2054 and encodes 651 amino acids. Gene Ontology annotation, cellular component: membrane. The record is from RefSeq and is a predicted model, not a curated record. NCBI's taxonomy places the organism in Eukaryota, Metazoa, Chordata, Actinopteri, Perciformes, Percidae. The transcript is spliced from 13 exons.
AGAGGAAGCCACACUUAGUGCAUACAGACAGUAAAUGUUCUAAAUAACACAGUUUGAUUAGAGACAAUAGAGGCUGUUUCCCCUUUUUUUUUUACAACAUGGAGCUGGUGAAAUGCAUUUUAAUUGUCCAACUGAGCUGUAUUUGUCAUGCUUUGCAAAACUCAUCCACUCAAACAGGCCCAACGUAUGUCCAGAGGAAAGCAGAAGAAAAUAAUACAAGAGGGAGAAAACAAGAGGAACUCAACAGUGACCCAUACGUCCACAAACUCUCUGGUAAAUGCAGCUUCACGCUCAGGAUGCCUGGAAACAGGAGCGGUGAUGUGGUGGCUUUAUCAGCAGAAUCUACAGAUAUGUUGGUUGAACAGAUGUGUCAGGAUCUCGACUGUGGCAGCGUCUAUCAUGUGAAUAAAACCAGCUCACCUCCCGAUAGGCCUACCGCCUGCUUUCACGACUGUGUGUACCAAGAUGGUCGUUUGCGGAACUGUUCACAGAGUGCGGGAGGUAACUGCACUGGGAUUGCUGAAGCUGUUUGUGGCCACCAGGCUGUGCGGCUGGCAGGAGGGUCAGACCGCUGUGCCGGACGGGUAGAGCUGUGGAGAAAAGGGAGGUGGGGCACCGUGUGUGACGACCAGUGGGACCUGCGGGAUGCAGACGUGGUGUGUGCCCAGCUCGGCUGCGGUUACGCCCUCAGUGUGACGGGACAGGGCGGCUUUUUCCCCCCGGGCAGAGGACCCGUUCACCUAGACGAGCUGAACUGUACCGGCAGAGAGGAGAACCUGUGGGCCUGUGAGGCCGCACAGGACGAGCCCGACUGCGGACACAAAGAGGAUGCUGGGGUCGUAUGCUCAGAGAUGAGAGCAGUCAGACUGACUGGAGGUCUGGACCGCUGCUCUGGUAAAGUGGAGGUCCACCGUAAUGGCAGCUGGGGUACGGUGUGUGAUAACUGCUGGAAUAAAGACAUGGCCUCCAUGGUGUGCUCCAUGCUGCAGUGUGGUGCCGAGCCGCUGAAAUUCUCCCAGUUUCUUCCUUAUCUCACCCACAACAACGGGACAUUGUGGUUCUAUCUAUGCAAUCCAAACGUGCUGAGUCUGUGGCAGUGCAUUGAGUUCAUCAACAAACCACAUCUGUGCAGCACCUCAAAAGCAUCUGGCGUCAUCUGUAACGGUUCCCUCGGGUUUCCUGCAGUCACAACAGCCACCACAGAUAAUGCAACUGUAAUGACCAGUUUGACAACUGGUGCAACCUCAGUCAGUCACGCUACAGGCUUCCCCUUACCAUCUCCAGAGCUUCUCAGCACCAUCGCUCUGGCUCUUCUUCUCCUCGUGGUUCUCAUUACAUACUCGGUGGUCUGCUGCCAUUACAGAAAAAGACACGCAUUCUUGCUCCAGCAGACUCGCAACGGGCCACGACCUCCCUCUGAUUAUCGUCACAAUAGCUACCAAGACGCCGUCGACCUCGUCAAGAUCACUCCCAACACUUCCAACCCACUGCAGACAGAAGUCCCCUCCAAUCCCAGGUAUCUUUGGACCCAGCUUAGUAGUGUUGACAGCACGUCAGUAGAUACAGACUAUGAGCAGUAUGAGCCAAGCAAUGACCCAUCUGUCACUUUAACAACCUUUCGGAAUUCUCAGAGGUACAGAACAGACGUGAACCCUUUGAGGCCCUCAGGUCUUGACAGCCUCUUUGAGGAAGCUCCUGAAGCCACAAAUGAAGUGACGGGAGCCUUCAUAAGCUGUAAUGGCGGCCCUGAAGAGGCUCAAUAUGCCAGAGUGUCAAAGAUCUCAGUGGACUCAUUUGAUACCUCCAGUACCUCCUCUGGGGAAUGCUACGAAAACACAAACAACGGUUAUGCCAUGGUCACUCCUGAACCUGGGCUGGGCCAGUCAUCUGCUUUUGACCCUUCAAGGUUCCUCUACAGCAAAGAUCAACUUUACUCCGGACAAACAACAAACCUGCAGAGUUCAGGUGAUGAAGAUGACGGUCCCAUCUACUCACCUGUGAGCCCCGACCAAAACACUUCAUCUGAGGAUGACUAUGAUGACGUUGGCACCUAAUAGUAACCAGAGGAGGUAACUCCAGCUCACAGAGACCAACAGUGUGGGACUGAAGCUGCAAAACUGUACUGAGAGGAAACAUGUACUGUAAAACCAAACACCUGUUUAGACUGAGGAAACCCAGUGAGCAUCCAUUUGGUGACAUGCAGGCUAAAAUAAGUCUAUACAUUUAGGUUAAAACUGGGCUCAAUUUGGUUAAAAAGUGUCUAAAAAGUCUAGUUUACAUAUUACCAUUGUUUCAACAGCAUUCAAAUGACUAUUUGAUUGUGUGCAGUAUUCAACAUUAAUUUAAAUGCUGAUACAUAAGUUAAAUGUGGCCUUGGUUCUUAAAAAUGUUCUUUUUCAACCAAAUUUACAACCAAUUUUGACCCAGAUUUCAUGACUGACUUUUGACCUGCAACUUAUCAAACUGUUUCCUGUGAACCGCAAUAAUAAGUUCAAUCAGGAGAGACGAGUGAAUGAAGUAAAGAUGAAUGUUUAUUAUAACAGAUGAUAUGUGAUAAUUAUGUAUUGACAGAAAGUCUUUUGGGUUCUUAGACUCUAAGGGGAGAUUUGUAACUGAGGGAUGUCUGCCCUCAGCAGCAGCAAGAUAAAUCCCCCCAUGGAGUCGUCCAGACUGGUGGCUGAUGUAUCUGCAGGACGGGCAGUAAUGGGGAGGUGGAGAGGCACUUUGCCAUUUGCGACGAUUUGCACUGAAAUGACAGCUGACAGC